UGCUAAUUGACACCAUCCGGACGCUAAAUCUCUGGACAACAUGACGCAGGAUCUUGGGCUUCCAAUUACUGAAGAUGGCUGUAUCAUUCGUCACCAGACUUCUAACAUUGGCAUUAGGGUACGCCUACCCGGCGUACGGCUGCUACAAGACGCUGGAACUGAACGCGCCGCAGAUGGAACGGCUGCGGUUCUGGUGCCAGUACUGGAUUCUGGUCGCGUUCCUGACUGCAUUCGAGAGCUUCGCUGACUGCGCGCUCUCGUGGCUGCCGAUGUACGGCGAGGCGAAGCUCGCGGUCGUCGUCUACCUCUGGCACCCAAAGACAAUGGGCGCAAGGCACGUCUACGACGACUACCUCCGUCCGUUCCUGGCGGCGCACGAGGCGGACAUCGACCGCGGCCUUGUGGAGCUGAGGGCCAGGGCGGCGGACGCGACGGCGUCGCACCUCCAGGCCGCCGUGGCCCUCGGGCGGGCGUGCCUGUCCGAGGUCGCCCGCCGCGUUUCGUCGCAGCUGCAGCAGGCGGCCACAAGCGCCGGACCGGCCGCGCAGGUACGGUGA
Sorghum bicolor (sorghum) is the source of this 557-nucleotide messenger RNA. RefSeq names its product putative HVA22-like protein g. Lineage: Eukaryota; Viridiplantae; Streptophyta; Magnoliopsida; Poales; Poaceae. The transcript is spliced from 4 exons. Bases 75 to 557 code for a protein of 160 amino acids. The record is from RefSeq and is a predicted model, not a curated record.